AUGAUGUUCAGUCUCCACUAUGUUUGCUCGUAUCUCUUGCUCUCCAGUGUUGUGUGGUGCAGCGAUGCCUUCCAGUUGCUGCCGUCUUCUCCUCCAAGCCAACGGUUUUCUUCUUCCGCCCUUUCUGUGGCGACCGAUCCACAAGAGAAGUUGAAAUUGAGUGUGGAAUCUUUUCAAGCCGAACAUCCUUCAGCUAAAAUUUUGGAAUGCGAUGCGGCACAAGUCCAAACGAUGAAUGCGGCGCUCUGGAGUACAUUGGCAACCAUGAGCCAAUCGGAUGAUGCCCAACACGUGUGCAUGACAUUUCCCCAAAUUCCACUGAGCGCGCUCACGUCCUUUAUAUCCGAUUAUGCCAUGCUACGGUUGGACGAUCGAUUAAUGGCGCAGUUGCCCGAGCUGGAACGCAUUCAGAUCUCGCUCUUGCAACAACACGACACAGUGGUGCAGCCGGCCUUGGUGAUUCAAACACAAUCACGAACAUCACAACAAUCCACUCCUCCACAACUACUACUGAUGGACGAACAAAAGUGCACGGCUGCCUUGAAAGAAUUUGUCAAUGGCACAGUCGUCGGAUUGGGUGCGUGCCCGUAUACGAAAACACCGGAUUGGAGUGCCACGGGGUUGGAAAAACGAGGCGUGACUCCAGGACCUGUCGCCUACAAUUUUUGUGCCGACGCCGAUGCGUGUGCGGCCGUCGCGGCCUUUUGGGAAUCCGUCUCGGAAUUGUUGGCGACUCCCGAAACGGAAAUCAGUACCACCCUACUCAGUUUACCGGCGAUUGGCGCAGGACUUACACCGCAGGAUCACGAUCGAUUUGCCGCCGUCGUCGAAUUGAUCAGUCGCAAUUUGUGUCUCUUUCGCGGUGAUGGUGCCGUCGGAUUGGUGCAUUUUCAUCCGGCAUACACCCGCACAAAGAUUCAUCCCGCCAAUUUACCCGCGUUUGGGCAUUUGCCACCACAAUCGUGGCUUCCCGCCAUGUUACAACACAAUAAUGGACAAGACGAUAUUGCACAAAGUAUGAGUGAAAACGAUUGGUUCUUGUCCAAUUACCAACGACGCGCUCCUCACACCAUGAUUAACAUAUUGCGUGUCACGCAAUUGAAUGCCGCCGUGGGAGCCAAGAGUAUUGUCGAUUUGCCAUUAGCUGAUGGAACCACUCAAAAGGCGUCGGGGAUUACACUUUACAGCAAAAAUGCCAUAAGAUUGGCCGAACAAGGAAAAGAUGCCUUGGAUGCUGCCAUGGAGGCUAUUUGGGAAAAGUAUCAGUAACACAUGACGAGCAAGGCUCCAUAGUGUAGUCAGUGCAUUGUUUGGAUAGUCACAUGCAUGUAUAGUUAGUUGUUGACUUGGUUUCAUGUCGAUCUUGCUCAAGGCCAAGGGAACAAAGUAAGACGCAACUUGCUUUCUAAGCAGGUGUCAAGUAGACGUUCAAGUAGACGUUCAGCCAAGGAUGCAGACUUUGGCCUCAGGUCUCCUUGAUAGUUUUUGCAUUGGUUCCUGUACUGUAG
Seminavis robusta is the source of this 1508-nucleotide messenger RNA. The record is from the annotation of a GenBank genome assembly. Lineage: Eukaryota; Bacillariophyta; Bacillariophyceae; Naviculales; Naviculaceae.